GGGAAGGGGGGGAAGGGGGAGAGGAAGAGCUCAGAUUCUUCAGUUAACUGUCAUCUACUCCCCCACCCAUCCCACCAGAGUCAUACACUGAACCUCAGAGAUUGGGGUGACCUCCCUCCGUAGCUGGCUCCCUACAGAGUGAUCAGGGCCAGUAUCACCACCAACAGGACAAAUGGAUUCUUGGUCAAGAAGAAUCUCCCCUUGAUGAAUCCUACUUCUACUGCUGGAAGGGCUGGACAAGUUGUGCAGAACUAUUGUCAUGGCGGGGACUUCAAAGCGUUCCACAUCUCCCCAUGCCUCACGAUCUUCCAGCCCUAAGGCUUCCCCCUGUGAGAUGUUUGGCUAUGUGGGGAUUGAGGCUGUGCUGGACCAGCUGAAGAUCAAAGCCAUGAAAACUGGUUUUGAAUUCAACAUCAUGGUUGUUGGGAGGAGUGGAUUGGGUAAGUCCACAAUGGUAAACACUUUGUUCAAGUCCAAGGUGUGGAAAUCAUCACCAGUGAACAAGUUGGGGCCUUUACCUCAAACCUUACAACUGCAGUCUGUUACCCAUACAAUUGAGGAGAAGGGGGUGAAACUGAAGCUGACAGUGACAGACACACCUGGAUUUGGGGACCAGAUCAACAAUGACAAGUGUUGGGACCCCAUCCUGAACUAUAUCAAUGAUCAAUAUGAGCGCUACCUGCAGGAAGAGGUUCUCAUCACUCGGCAGCACCACAUCCCUGACACACGGGUGCACAUCUGUGUGUACUUUGUGCCUCCCACAGGGCACUGUCUUCGGCCCCUAGACAUAGAGUUUCUGAAGCGUCUGUGUCGGGUGGUGAAUGUUGUUCCUGUUAUUGCCCGGGCAGAUAGCCUCACCUUAGAAGAGAGGGAAUCUUUCAGGUGGCAGAUUCAGGAGGAUCUGAAGAACAAUGGCAUCUAUGUUUACCCCCAGAAGUGCUUUGAUGAAGACUCAAAUGACAAAACUUUGAAUGACAAGAUCAGGGAGAAGAUCCCCUUUGCUGUGGUUGGAGCAGACCGAGAGCACUUGGUUAAUGGGAAGUGUGUCCUUGGCCGGAAGACAAAAUGGGGAAUCAUUGAAGUGGAGAACAUGGCUCAUUGUGAAUUCCCUCUACUGAGAGACCUGCUCAUACGCCUUCUUUCUCAAGUUCCCAUAUGCAGGACCUCAAAGACAUCACCCAUAAUGUUCACUAUGAAAAUUAUCGAGUGCACAGAUUAAAUGAGAGCCACCUAUUGACAAAGGGGGCUGGAUGGGUGACCUUGAGCCCACCGACCAGAAGGAAUACAGGCGGAUCCUCUCGAGGCCAGCGCUGGAACCGAGAUGAGUCAGAAAAUGCCUGCUGAAUGCUAAAUAGGAAUCUUUCAAAUCUCAUACCCAAGACCCUCCGACCUUCCAUGAAUUCUCUCCACAUUUUCCCCUUUGCCAUGAGCAGAUAAAUAUGGGCUCUCCAAAGACUCCAAGCCCUGGUACCACUCAUUCCAAUCAUCCUUCUUAUACCUUUGUGUUAGUUCUGGGAGCAUUAAGUUAGAAAUUUCGCCUUUGAAAAGUUGUACUUUGUAAAUUGCUUCAUUUUUUGCGCUUCGAUUAAUUUUUAUGAAUAAAAAUGUAACUUUUAAA
Messenger RNA from Monodelphis domestica (gray short-tailed opossum), 1618 nucleotides. RefSeq names its product septin 12 (gene SEPTIN12). Gene Ontology annotation, molecular function: GTP binding. The record is from RefSeq and is a predicted model, not a curated record. NCBI's taxonomy places the organism in Eukaryota, Metazoa, Chordata, Mammalia, Didelphimorphia, Didelphidae.